Messenger RNA from Stereum hirsutum FP-91666 SS1, 3825 nucleotides. RefSeq lists its product as uncharacterized. The transcript is spliced from 17 exons. NCBI's taxonomy places the organism in Eukaryota, Fungi, Basidiomycota, Agaricomycetes, Russulales, Stereaceae. Bases 1 to 3531 code for a protein of 1176 amino acids. The record is from RefSeq and is a predicted model, not a curated record.
AUGCCCUUCCACCCCCACCCCCACGACCUCCCCUCCGCUCCACCCGCAAUCUCAGAAAUCUCCUUCCUCCGCUCUCAACUCUCCCGCACCGCCCGCGAACAUACCCUCCGGCUCGCGCUACUCUCGAACUCUUACUCUUCUCGCAUCUCUCAGCUCUCUCAACAACAUGACGCGCUCUCUUGUCAAUAUGACGCGGAAGUCCGCAUGCACGAUACGACGGUGGUCCUUCUCAAGCACGAGUGCGAGGGGAAGAUGCGGGAGGUGGAGGUGUUGCAGUGCGAGCUCGAGAGUCUAAGGUGUCGGUAUGAUGCUAUGGUGGAUAUCAUGAGAAGAGAGGCGGAGGAGAGGGUGCUGGGAUUAGAUGAGAAGGUUAAGAGGCUGGAGGAGGAGAGGGAGGAUCUGGUUAAGGGGCAGCAAGAGGCGAGGAGGCAAUGUGUGAAGAGGGACGUGGAGUUGACAAAGGCGCGCAAGGAAAGGGAGGAAGGGAUCAAGGGAGGCAAGGUUAAGGAUACGGAGAUUGAGGAAUUGAGAGAGAAAGUGAAGACCCUCUCCGCGGAGAACGCAGCAUUUUCACUCGCCAGGAAUGCGCAAGCUCGGACUGCUAAGGUCAAGAACCUACCAGUACCGACGGCUCCUCGCGCGAUGAUCAUGGCGUCUUCUUCGAACUCGUCCUUCGUUUCGUCCAGCUCGUCUUUCUCUAGAUCGGCUGUCCCAUGUCCGGCGACAUCUAUGGCACUGCCCACGGUCCGUCUACAUCUAUCCGGAGGCCCAUUGACAAAUCGUCCCGAGGUAGAGAAAGAGGACACCCCCACCAUGAUCAUGACAAGCUCUUCUUCUUCUUCGUCCUCCAAUUCAUCCUCAUCCUCCUCGUCCUCGUCCUUCCUAUCGCAAUCUCAAUCGCAAUCGCAAUCCUCGACUUCGAUCUCGACGUCCUCCAUCGCGACCUCCACAUCAGCCUUACCAUCAUCGUCACCGUCAAGUUGCCUCUCUGUUUCUGUUUCAUCCAUAGCGGCGCCGGCCGUCGUUGAAGGAAUGCGAACGCACUGCACAGGUACAGGCGCUCCACGAUGCGUUCCGGGCGUUUUUUUCCCGACGGGCGUGUUCGGGUUCGGCCAUGGGAGUACUAGUACUAGUAAAUCGCAGGUCAAAGUCAAGGCUGGUCCGAGUUUGCAAGAGAACCUGGCUUCUUUUGCUCCCCACUCGGAUGUGCGCGCUAUGUCUGCGUUCCCCGCGUCGACCUCAGUCUUAACGAGCAGUUCCUCUACGUCCUUGUCUCCGAACGCCCAUCUAAACAACGUUAACACCGCACUUUCGAACUCCAAGCAUGUCGCGCAACCUCUGCAACACGAAACCCAAACUAAAUCCCAGACUAAACCUCAGUCCGCUAUCGCCAUCGUUCCAUCCGACAAACCCUCCGCUUUCGCCACCCUCACAAAUAACAUUAAUUCUCGAGUCUCGACAUCGGCGUUCGCAUCGAACACUGGGAUUUUGCCUGCCGGUGGAUCAACAUCAACAUCAACGACCUCAUCAUCCAGGAUGGCCAAAAGAGCACAUUCGUCUGCGUUCAUGGACGAUUACGAAUAUGAAUAUAUCGCGCCGGCUCCGGCUCCGUUGUUCAGUCUUAUUGAUCGUAUCGAGCCUCGGACUUCGACUACACUCUCAGCACGCAAGCGGCCGCAUUUAAAUGGCUUGCCAUUACCUGUGACCGGCGUUCAGACCAAGACCGGUAGCGGAACAGUGCCAGUGUGGUCGAGAGGGGCUUUGAAGGCUGCCGACUCAGAGGGGUUGAAGUUGGAUAGGAUGAAUCUUGAUGAUUGUGACGAGCGGGAUGCGGAGGACGAUAUCGAGAACGACGGCGAUAUCGUGAAGGUGAAGACUGAGCAGAAGGACGAUGGACUCCCGUUGCCUCCUUACCAGGUCAAAGAGCGAUCCAGGACCGAAACGCAACCUACGUGUUCUACGACUACGACUACGACCGUGAAGACGGAGAGCAUUUGCGAUACUCGAUCGACGCCGUUCAACGACACCUACACGGACCUACACGGACCUCGAGGCGCGGAAUUCGGUGCUCUUCUUCUUGCUUUAGACCAUCAUCUAUCGACCGACGACCGUCUGCCUAGCUCCCCAGCUAACUCCAACCAGCCCCAGCAAAUAUCGACCGUAAACAGCUUGACGCGACAAUUUACAACGAUCACCACCAGUCUUCGCAAACAACAGACGGGUAUCUCAGAAUACGCGUCCGCAAUCCCGAUCGACUUUCUGAAUACCGAACCGCAACAACAAGAACCUCUCAACGAGAGACCCGUAAGCCCUGCUCAUCGUCCACGUUUUCGAUGGCACGCUCACCGUGUCUGUCCACCAUCGUCUAUCGCCGAUGCAGCAUACAAGCCCUGCCCCUAUUUCCGCAACCCAAACUCUCCUCCAACCUCAAUAUAUUCCCAACCUUUAGUUACCGACGCUUCGUCUAUAUCAUCCUUCUCACCACACCAGCUCAACAACAACAAUAACAACAACACCAAUCACCAACUCGAACAACACCAAUCAAUAAUGUCCAACAACAUCACCAUGGCCGCCCCCGCCGACUACACCACCAACUACACCACCAACAACCGCUCUGACACCGCCUCUGGCAUCGCGUCGUCCGCAUUCACCCUCGCCUCUCCACCGUCCCCUACGCAAUCUCUGAAACGGCGCCGCCAGUUCGAGGCCGGAUAUAACUCGGAUGGCGAUGCCGACAACGAGGAAGGGACCAGCUCCGACUCUGACGAAGAGGACGAGGACAAGGAAAAUAUCGCGUUGCCUCGCAAGAGGCUUUGUCUGAAUCUCGAGGACAGCCCGCGCCUUCGUGCGGCAGAGCUGAGCUCGGGAAGGUCUUCGAGGGUGUCAUGGUCGAGUGAUGCCUCGUCGACCUAUACCCUCUUGACGCCGCCCGACUCUCCUCGAGUCGUUUUCCGUCCCCUGGAGAUCAGCAAAGUCGAGGACGAAGAUGAAGACGAAGACGAUGCCGACCUCAAGGACAGUGUCCUCUUCGCAUCCGACAUCGAAGGCCCUCCUACCUCGUCGGACGAGUCAGUUGGCUCACGCGGCUCUGUCGACUACGACAACGACUCCGAGGUCCAUUACACGGACUCCGAAGUCGAGCUGAAGGCGACGACUCAGCACCCACUUAGCUUCUCCUCCACUGAGGCAGAGGAGGAGUCUGGGUCCGAGGAAGAUCAUUGGUCGGAGGAAGAGGAGUAUGGGGACGUAGAAGAUGCAUACGAGGAUUGGGGCGUGGAUGAAGAAGAUGAUUAUGAAGGUGAAGAUGAGGAUGGGUACAACGAGGAGGGGUACACCGUAGUGAAGAACUGGGUCGCCGUCCAAGUCAAGUCCUACCCCCACUAUACGGGCAUGAGCGGAUACGACAUAUUCGCUAGGCAUUGUGUGGCCGGCUUCUCUUCCGAGGGUGGGAUUGUGGUCUCAUCAGCAGUCUUCUCUAAUAUGAUGGCUGCCCACUCUUUUGCUGUUGAGGAAGAGGAGGAAGAGCUUUAAUGUGUUGUUUUUAAUUCCUUUUUUUCUGGUAUAUCUGUCUUCUCUUUAUCUCUCUUGUGUCUCGCUCUCCGCUAUCUUCGCUCUCCUAUGCACCUCCUUUCUAUUUAUCGUCUAUCACACUCUCCAACUCGUUUUACUUACCGAUCAAACCGGACUCAUCGCUAAUGGAAGUUUCUGCCGUCACCCAUCCUAUUCCAUCUCAUUUUGUUGUCUUGCUGUCUCGUCACCUUAACCUUUGUUUGUUUUUGUUCCUGCUUUCGUCCGUUACUGUUAUCGUUGGUUUUGUAUUUCUGC